AUGAUACAGUUGCUAAACUGGCGUGACGAGGACUCCUGGCCCGCGUGCGGCCUCGCCUACCAUUCAGGCGCUUCCCGACUCUAUGCCGACUACUCGUCCGUGGGACCUGGGCCGCGUAGUCCAGGAACCACACAGGCAGCCUAUGGAGCGGCUACGUGGUCGAUGAAUGGCGGACAGAAGCAUGGCAGCCCAAAAUAUUUCGGGGUCGAGGCAUCGGACACGAGAAAGAAACACGUCGAAUAUCAAUCUUCGAACGAUGACCGGCCUAACGAAGCCGCAGGUCGCGGGAAUGAUAGACAUGUUCUUGAUCAGAGUGCUGUAAUUACCGCUCGACCCGACAGUCUCUGUCCUUUCCUCUCAUCCGAGAAAGAUGCCAAGGAUGGUAGCAAGUUCACCUCAGAAGAUACUUCUGUCUCAUAUCAUCCUACUCGCCGCAGUGUGCUCUUCUCGUACUGUUAUGCAAGGAACGGUACGAAUCUUCCCAGGAGCAGCAACCUCACCGGGGAUAUAAGGCUGAAGCAUUGCAUGAACUACACUCCCCUCCUGGACGAUGGAUCAUCACCUGCUGGCUCUCUGGAGGCAGAGCCCCCGUCUCGGCCUCGCCGGGGAGUAAAUCCACUGGCCCUCGCGGACGCGGCCAACUGCGCUGUCAUCUUCUCUUCACCGGCACCCAUGCGGCAUGCCCGGGCGCUCAGAUACGGUUGGGAAGGCGUUCUAGCCCUAGCCUUGGCCAUCGCUCCGCACUUCCUGGGUCCUGGGCUUUCUCCCGAGACGUGUCUCUGCCCGGCAUACCUCCGGACCCGCAAGUAUGGGCCGCUCCUCUCCGCGGCGCUUAACUUUCCGCUGUGCCGUGGUCGUAUCAUCAUAGCAUGUAUGACCCGGAGGCCCCCAAGGGCCAAACCCCAGCAUCAUGGCUCGGAAGCCGGAACGCCCCUCCUUCGCUGGGCUCAACACCACGGUAACUCCGAGACAAAUAAGUGGCACUCACAUGCAGGGCAAGCGAGCCAGGACGUCGGGUCGGAGACAACAGCGGACAAAUGA
Sodiomyces alkalinus F11 is the source of this 1041-nucleotide messenger RNA. RefSeq lists its product as hypothetical. The coding region runs from base 1 to 1041 and encodes 346 amino acids. The transcript is spliced from 12 exons. The record is from RefSeq and is a predicted model, not a curated record. Lineage: Eukaryota; Fungi; Ascomycota; Sordariomycetes; Glomerellales; Plectosphaerellaceae.